GCCCGGAACCGGCGCACUCCUUUUGGCGGCAACCCGAGAGAAGAGAAGGCAGAGGAUGAAGAAGAAAGGCGAAAGCUUUUGAGCACAAGCAACCUCAGAGGAGGAGAAGAGAACAGAAAGAAGAAGAACAAAAUCCAAAUCGUCGGGCAUGGGAGUCCAUGGGCUGUGGGAGCUUUUGGCCCCCGUGGGGCGGCGGGUGUCGGUGGAAACCCUAGCGGGGAAGAAGCUGGCGAUCGACGCGAGCAUAUGGAUGGUGCAGUUCAUGAAGGCGAUGCGGGACGAGAAAGGGGAGAUGGUCCACAACGCCCACCUCCUCGGAUUCUUUCGUCGCAUCUGCAAGCUCCUCUUCCUCCGGAUCAAGCCCGUGUUCGUCUUCGACGGCGCCACCCCCGCCCUCAAGCGCCGCACCCUCGCUGCCCGCCGCCGCCACCGCGACAACGCCCAGGCCAAGAUCCGCAAGACCGCCGAGAAGCUUCUCCUCAAUCACCUCAAGGCGAGGAAACUUGAAGAAUUGGCGGCGGAGAUUAAGAACAGCAGGCGGCAGGAUGAUGAUUUGAAGGGGAAGAAGGUUAUGGAUGAAUCGAAGGGAAAGCAGGUGUUGUCGUCAGGUGAGGAAAGUGGGGCAGGUGGAAGCGAUGGUCGACAGAGUGCUGAGAAAGCUGGAGGGGGUUCCACUCAGGAGAGUCUGGAUGAGCUGCUGGCAGCAUCGCUUGCAGCUGAAGAAGAGAGGAAAUUUAAUGAAAGUGAACUGGCAUCUGUAGGGGAUGGACCAUCUUUGGAGCAAGGGGAUGAUGAUGAUGAUGAAGAGAUGAUCUUUCCAAUUGCACAUGGUAAAAUUGACCCAACAGUAUUAGCUUCUCUGCCUCCCUCGAUGCAGUUGGAUCUCCUUGUUCAGAUGAGGGAGAGAGUGAUGGCUGAAAACAGGCAGAGGUACCAGAAAAUUAAGAAGGCCCCUGCAAAAUUUUCUGAACUACAAAUACAAUCAUAUCUUAAAACUGUUGCUUUCCGCCGGGAGAUAGACGAAGUACAGAAAGCUGCUGGAAGGGGAUUAGGAGGUGUGCAAACAUCAAGGAUAGCUUCUGAAGCCAAUAGAGAAUUCAUAUUUUCAUCAUCAUUUACUGGUGAUAAACAGAUGCUUACGUCAAGAGGAGUUGAAAAAAGUGGAAAUGUGGAUCAUCAUGCAUUGGAAAAGCCAAUGAUUUCAAAUCCAGCUAGCCAGUCUAAAUCUGCUACAGAUGUUUCUGUUAGUGAACUUAUCAGAGAUUUUGGACCUGAUGUUGAGACAUACUGUGAUGAGAGGGGGCAUGUUCGAGUUAGCAGAGUUAGAGGACUAGGAAUGCAUAUGACGCGUGAUCUACAAAGGAAUUUGGAUUUGAUGAAAGAGUAUGAGCAGGAAAAGGUAUGGGGAGGGAGCUGCAAAGAUCCAGAGCCUACCAAUGCCAAAGAAGUUCCUAAUGUCUCAAAGAGUCUUUCUGAAAAUAGUCUGACUCUGAGUGCAUGUAUAAGUAAUGAAAGAAAUGGAGAAACCACCAGCACAAAAAAUGGGGCAUUAAUUCUAGAAGAUGAAAACCAUCGUUUUCAUGAGUCACCUAUUCUUGGCAACAAGAAUGCGAUUGAGAUAUCCUUCUCAGAAGAUGACAGUGGAAUGAAGGACAUAGAUGAUAAUCUAUUUCAUCAUUUAGUUUCUGGAAGUCCAACGGCAAAGUUAUUUGAUCGAAAUUCCCAUCCAGAUAGAAGCACAAGUGAAUCUGAAUCAGAAUGCAUUUGGGAGGAGGGAAUGGUUGAGGGAAAUGCUGGAAGUCAAAAAAGUGGCCACAAGGAAAGUCAAUCAUUUUUGGCAGAAAGGAACAGUUAUGAAGAAGAUGAAGUGGACUGGGAGGAUGGGGUAUGCCAUGUUCCUAGAGUUGCUUCUCCCAGGCAAGCUAAACCUGAAAAGUCUGUUUCAAUUGGAUUGCUGGAGGAAGAAGCUGAUAUGCAAGAAGCUAUAAGGAGAAGCCUUGAGGAUUUUGAAAAACGAAAAUCUUCAAUAAUGACUUCAGAAAAUCAAAUCUUAGGGAAAUCUAGUGAAGAUAGAGGCUUUGUUGGGUCCCUUUUUAACAAUUCAACACUUUCAAAAAGUAGCAGGGACACUAAUGUUCAUUUAGAAAGCCAUAUUGGGAGAAGUCUGCCACUGUCUGCUACGAUGGAUGAGCAUGGACAACAUGAUAAUGCUAGCAGACAGGAUGUUCUGCAGAUGACUGAUUCUGGGAAGAAGCAUCUUUCUCCAUCAACUUCAUCUGGAGUUGAUGUUGAUAGAAAAUCGUCUCCAAUGAAUGAUUCAAAAGAUGAUGAGAGCGGAAGGGCAUUGUAUCAAAUAAAUGUUCCAUCUGCAGAACCUGUUGAUGGUCACCUAGGUCAGAUAGAGCAAUGCUGCUUGGAUACUUCUGAAGUAGCCAAAAAUGAACAUAAUUUAAUAUCCACAAAUGAAUUUGCUGAGACUAGUUAUGAUAUUAGUGCUAACACGAGUAGUGUUCCUGAUGCUGUUCUUUCUGCUGCUCACCAUGAUGACCGUGCGGCUUCCCAAUCAAGCCUUGCUUUUGGAAAAGGUAAUAAUGAUGAGUAUUCUCAAAAGAGUUCCUUGGUGGAAGAAGCAGUCGAUAACAAUGGCAAAGAGCCAGAACAAGUUAUUGAGAAAAAUAGCAUUCCUGAUUCUGUCAGAGUUAAAACUACUAUUCAGGAGUGCCCAAAUGAUCACACGGAUCUCUUUGAAGCUCAUCUGGAUAAUGAAAUCUCACUUCUUAGACAAGAAUGCUUUGACCUUGGAAAUGAACAGCGGAAGCUAGAGCGGAAUGCAGAAACUGUGAGCAGUGAGAUGUUUGCGGAAUGCCAGGAACUGCUUCAAAUGUUUGGGUUGCCGUAUAUAAUUGCACCUAUGGAAGCAGAAGCUCAGUGUGCAUAUAUGGAAAUGACAAAACUUGUUGAUGGCGUUGUAACUGAUGAUUCUGAUGUCUUCUUAUUUGGAGCUCGGAGUGUCUACAAGAAUAUUUUUGAUGAUCGAAAAUAUGUGGAGACAUAUUUCAUGAAGGAUAUUGAAAGUGAGCUUGGAUUAAACAGAGGGAACAUAAUCCGCAUGGCAUUGCUUCUUGGAAGUGAUUACACUGAAGGAGUCAGUGGAAUUGGAAUUGUCAAUGCCAUUGAAGUCGUACAUGCAUUUGCUGAGGAAGAUGGGCUUAACAAAUUCAGGGAAUGGAUUGAAUCUCCAGAUCCAUCUAUUCUGGAGAAACUUGAUUCUCAUACUGGAUGCAGUUCAAGGAAAAGGUCGUCAAAAGCAAGCAAAGAGGAUGCAGAUGGAAUGAGAAAAAAUGUUGAACUGUCUACGUUUGAAGAAACUGUCUCAGGAGGCCAUGAUGAUCAACCAUCUGUUAGUGGCACUCAGGACAUUAAAGAUGUCUUCAUGAGUAAGCAUAGAAAUGUUAGCAAGAACUGGCAUAUUCCCCCAUCUUUUCCUAGUGAGUCAGUUAUUACUGCAUACACUUCUCCACAAGUUGAUGAAUCAACAGAACCUUUCUCAUGGGGAAAGCCAGAUUUGGUUCUACUUCGCAAGUUAUGCUGGGAAAGGUUUGGGUGGGGUAACCAGAAGGCUGAUGAAUUGCUUGUACCUGUUUUAAAUGAGUACAGCAAACAUGAGACUCAGCUGCGGCUGGAGGCAUUUUUUACAUUCAAUGAGAGAUUUGCAAAGAUUCGUAGUCAGCGAAUCAAGAAGGCCCUAAAAGGAAUUACAGGCACCUGUUCUUCAGAUUUGACAGAUGAUCUUGUACAAGAAGACUCCAGUUCCAGAAAAAAAAGAAGAUUAAGCCCUUCUAUGCCAGAGGGAAGCACAUCUGAUAAUUGUUCCAAUGCUAAGACUAAAAGAGGAAGGCAAGUCUCAAAGCAACCAAGAAAACAGAACACCGGGAGCAAAAAUAUGCAUCCAGUGGAUGUGGCUACAGAAUCGGUUAUUCUUAAUGAAUCUGAAAGUUGUAAUCAAAGUGGAUUGUGCGGAAAUGUGAGAGGAAGCAGAAGAGGAAAAGGAAGAGGGACAGGCAGAGGAAGAGGAAGACGAAUAACUGAAGAAAAACUUAAUUAUGAACCUGGUGACGAUGCUGCUUGCACAGGUGCUUCAGAGAGUCACACCGAGGUACCAGAAGCCAAAUCAGAAUUACGCAGGUCAACGCGGCCACGGAAGCAUGUAAAAUAUGCAGAAGAGGUUUUAGAAGUUGAUGAGCUUAAUGUUUCAUCAAACCGGAUAGAUGAAAAUGACUUGCAUGAAGUUGCAGUGGAGCACAAACUGGCUGAGGAAGAUGGUAGUGCUACAAUUAGAGACUCUAUCCUUGGCAAAGGUGGGAGCCACCCUGAGAAUAGCCUCUCAAGAGACUCCCUUCUAAGGGGAGGUGGAUUUUGUGCGGACAAAAACGAUGCACAGGGGGAUGCAUUCCAGCCAGGUGAUAGCCAAAUGCAGGGUUCAGCUGGCAAAGAUGAGGAUUGGGUUGGAGAAGCCUCUGGCCUUGAUUAUGGCAAAGAAAGUCCCCUUAAGGGCAAUUUUUCUGGUGACUACCUUCACAGUGGAGGUGGGUUCUGCAUGGAUGAAAGCAACCUACAAGGUGAAGCAAUUCAGCCGGCUGCAAGUCCGGUCAUGGAUUCAGUCGGGCCCUUAGGGGAAAUGUCCUGUGUUUCUAAAGAUACUCAAAGUUUGGAUUUGGGUUGUAUUUCUGGAAACGAAGGUACAAAGAGAGUAUCAGAAGACAUUGUUUUAGGUGAUUUGUUGGAAGUACAUGAUGAGGUCAAGCCCGGAUUAAGUGCUAUGCCUUCACUACAACGAAAAAGAAGGAAGUUGUGACAGGUACUGCUGCAAUAUCCUGAGGUCCUCAAUUUCCUAUAAUAUUCACGUUAGUGUUACUGAUGGUGUUGUAUGCCCCAUUUUCUUUAGUGUACAUAAUCACAUGUCAAAAGGAAAGUACAGGACUGGAAUAGAGAAAAUAUGUGCUAUAUGAACUUAUCGGUAAAACAUUGAAGAAAAUGCCUGCUUUUUAUCAGUUAGAAGAGCAUCGAAUUCCUCUAAUUUUGUGUGUAAUAGGAAACCACCUAGCUCAACUGAUGAGCAACAUCUUGUAAACUUCAUUUUUUCUUUGGCAGGCAAAGUCUGCCAUGCUCAUUUGGUCUUGGCUAUAAACGAGUUGGGUCUCGAAAUUUCCAUUUUGUACCCGUCAUUA
Molecule: messenger RNA, 5228 nt
Organism: Phoenix dactylifera (date palm)
Lineage: Eukaryota; Viridiplantae; Streptophyta; Magnoliopsida; Arecales; Arecaceae
Gene: UVH3
Product: 5'-3' exonuclease family protein
Biological process (GO): nucleotide-excision repair
Cellular component (GO): nucleus
Molecular function (GO): single-stranded DNA binding; DNA endonuclease activity
Source: RefSeq, a predicted model, not a curated record